GUUUUAAAUGCAGAGUUUCAGUUUUUACGGUAACAGACCAGCAGAAAAAAACUAAAUCUAAUCUCUAAGUAGGCUUCUAGCUUGUAUUACUUUAAGCCGAAUUUAUUUACAUACACUGACGGUUUUAAAUUGCUGUUGUGAGAUACCUGUAUGUUUACCAGCGAGCAGAAAAACUAAAACUUCUUGUUUUUGGAUGCAGUUUCGGUCGCCGCCAUGGCAGUGGGGAUGCUAUCACUAUUGCUAACUGCAACUAAAACAGCCGUAUUCUCACCAGUUUGUAGAUCGUAGCCGUGUAUUCUCCAUCUUUUAUAGCUGUCAUGGCUUCAAACGACCCGUUUUAAGACUAUUUGUACCACUUCAUGCGAUGUUUAUCCGAAAAAAAUGUUAAUGUUUUCAGUAACAGACAUCAGUACAGUUGACGGGGCACAUUGAGCUGUUACUUAGCAACAGAGCAAACCGGAAAUGGAGGAUUUGACGAACGGGCGGAUCGACCAAUGAUGUGGAAGGUAACGUAAUUCAACCUUUUCUGUGAAUGUUUAUGGAAUUAAAAAAAAAAAAAACUUUUCUUUCUUGUCUUUUCCUCUUACUCCUUUCUUAUCGUUUUUCGAGCUUUUUAAAUUAUUCCAAGUUGUCAAAAACUGCAAUCUUUAUACCACCCACUCACCACCACCACCACCACCACCAUCUCUCUUUCCUUUUCUUCUUUCUCCCAGACUUCACAAUAACAGCACAGUCUGGUAAAACUCACCAAUGAUCUCAUACUUCUAGGAUCCAAGUUUUGACUUCAUCCAAUUGUCGUAUGAUAGGAAACACACACUAAAUAGCCUACACACAUGUGCACAAUCAGUGGUCAAAGCAGAUGAAACCAACCAAGGUCCUGGAGCUUUGCCUCUACCCUAAACCACAAUGUGCUGACCACUGGGCCUCUGUAAUGAUGGGGAAAGAUGCAGUGUGCGUGUGUGUGUGUGUGUGUGAAUACGUGUGCUGCAAAGUGGGAGUAUGUGUGUCUGCUGUAUAUGCAUGUGGAUGCAUGCUUGUGUGCAGCUUGGCCGUGUUUUCUCUCUCUCCUUCUCUUGCAUGCCUCUUACUGGCUUGUGUUUGGACUGUUCAGAAGCUUUACAGUAAAGGAGCUGCAGAACUACAGGUAUACACUAUUUUCACACAGGUUUGUGCAGAGAGCAUGAUUUUAUUUUUUGUCUUUGGAGUAAAAGUUUGUUUUCAACCAUUUUUUUGUCUGUUUUGAAGUUGCUUUACUUUAAACAGAAAGUAAAAUAACUGCAACAGCGGCUGUUAAAUGGCUUAGGUAAUACUUUGCUUUGUUACUACUAUAAAGGGUAUUUUUAUAUUCAUGCAGCUUAAAUGCAUGAGCAAUAAAAAUUUAAUGUCUUACAUGAAACGAAAUAACUUUUUUAUCAAUGCUGAGCAUGAAUCUGAAUAAGGCAGUUAACUUUAAAUAUUGACUCACUGGGAAAACUUCUCCUUUGGUGGUCAAACUGAGUGAAGCUGCAUAUGAUGAUUUUCAACAUUGUGUAAAAAGCCACAGGUCCAUCAGAGGAAACAAGCAGAGGAGGAGAGGGCAUGUGCAGACUUAGUGUGGUUGUUUUUGUGUAUGGGUAUGCAUGCCUGGAGGGACAGGAGGUGUUUGCAUGUGUGAUUUGUUUCUUUGACUGUUUCGGGACAGAUUUUUCAAGAAACGCAAACUUUUUAAACCACAAAAACAAUGAAACUCUGAUUAUCAGUAUUGUUCUAUAAUUAAAAACUCAGGUGACAAAGUACAAAACCUGUGUAGACGAGGUUGAGAUCUUUCUUUUAAUGCUCUCGUACUAAUUUUUGUCAGAAAAGCAUCAUGUAAACCUUUAAAAAUAUACUAGACAGAUGAAAUUACACUUUUUACAACCACUAUAUUAUGACUUAGCUAGAGAUGUUUGUCUGGACAAGGACAAAUGUGAAGUUUCAUAUCUUCAUGCCUGUCUCAAGUUGGAUGGCAAAUAUUGUAAAUAGUAAAAAAAAACGUAUUUGUUUCAAAACCUUAAACAUGGGCUUGAGAAAUGGUCAUGAGUGCUAAGGUGGAGAAAACAUGAAGUAAUAUUACACAUAAAUGAUAUAAAUUCCUGCAAAGAUGAUCAGGUUGCACAAUUUGGAGUUUUUCUUAAAAUUUCAGAUGUUGAGUUGGCCUUAAAACUAAAAACAUCUUGUGCAGUCUUAACUUUGAGUUUUAAGCUUUAUCAUUUUUACAGUUUAUGUAUUUGUCUGUACUUUUAGAGUUCCCUCCUUGUAAAGAUGCACAGAGGAGGGGCAUAAUGUUUUGUUUGACAGUCUUUGAAGAGUUUAGAUGGUCAUUUUUGAAUGUCAGCAUUUUUUCUUUCUUCUUAGACUUCUCUGCCCACAUCAGAGCCGACCUGUGCUAACUAGCAGGUCCAUCUAUAAACAUGUGAAAUUUAUCUAAACACACAUGUCAGAGAUGACACAUUGUGUAGUCUACUGCAGCUCCUGUGUAUUAUUACAGGUGUGUCUGUGUGUAUCCCUGGUACAAAUAUGAAGUUGCUAAGGUAGUUUGAGAGGAGGGCUGCAGAGACAUGCCAGGUCUCACUUUUCCAAGUCUCUCUGUUAGCUGGCUCAGUGUUUCCGCUCUCUGACUGCUGCUUGGACUCAUUCCUUGAUGUGAGCCAACUCCAGGAGCCCAGAGUUUAGCCUCAGGGCCUCUUCUCCUGUUCCACCCUCUGACACGCCUGGAAGACUUAAAAGUUUUACUCUGAGAAGUUAAAUUUCUUUUUUCUCUGCUUUAUUAGGAGUGAUGGCCACAGUGGUAGCAGAGCUGUUCAAGGUUUAACACCUAGCUGUGGAGCCAUUUAAUCCCUGCAGCAUGCAGAUGGAGGGCUGUGCAGAACAAUUGGAACUUGGAUAAUAUGCAGUGUGCCACACAGGCCUCCUCUGUGUUUGAAGAUAGAAGUAAAAGAGGAUCUUAAUUAUCUAAUCAAUAAAAUUCAUGUUAUUGAUCUAAAAGAAUGUGCCAACAGUUGCUAAAAUGCUCUAUUUAAAUUGUCAUUAGAUGCACUGUUAGCUUCAAGACAGACAAACACAGCAGACUUAACUGAUCCUGCAAAUGAACAAGUCUGCAGAUCUUUGAAAACUCACCAAAAGUUUCAUGGUAGGCUGUUUGUGUUAACCUCGGCUGUGUCCAAAAUGAGUAACUCAAUCCCCAACCCCUAACCCCUAUAUGAGGUUUCACUAUAUAGCUGACUAUGUAGUAAGUUCAAUCACCGGAGGCGUCUCCAAUGGUAACAUUGGAGAUGCAAUGAAUGAUGGGAUGCCCACCACCAGUGAGUGACCAUCGGAUGGUCACUACAUUUUGCAAUGCUCUAUGGAAAAUUUCGAGUCACCUAUAUUGGGCAUUGGAAUUGAUCACUCAGGCUUUGGACACCCCUCAAAAUGGCGCUAACCCCCAUAUAGUCGCCUAUAUAGGGGGUUAGGGAUCCAUUUCGGACACAGCCUUAAACAGCCAAAUUUGUCCUCCCAACUUCACCUUGAACUUUUUUCUGCCUGCCUCCUUGUAAAAGUUCCAAAUGAAGUUGGGGUGAACAGCAGGGAAAUACUGGAAAAAAUGGGUUGAUGACCUCUGCAAACACAGCCACAUCUGGGAUGCCUCAAAACCACCAUUAAUUUUAAUAAUAAGAAAAACUUUAUCAAUCCUCGAAGGGAUAUUCAGUGCUCUGUUGUUUCAAAUAAUAUGUUUAAUGUCAUGUCCUGCCUGUGGACAUCCCUUCUCAGUCUAAACAAGUAACUUUGGAAAUUUUGGGGGGUCAGAGCUGAAAAUGUGAUGACAUUUUCAGAGGUGUGUUUGUGAAAGAUACUUAGGUAUUUCUGCAAUUCUUUUGAAAAAUAUUCUUCUUUACUUUGUUCGUCUAGGUGCUGGACCGAUCAUGGCCUCCAAACUGAGCGUGCUGCUGCUGUUGCUGGCUGUUGCCACGGUAAACGUGCUGGCCCAGAGGCGCCGCCCGACAUCAACAUCGACUUCAACGUCAACAAACACGGAUGAGUGGAACUACAGGGAUGGCUGUGAGCACCCAGAUUACUCUCUGUUUUCUCUGGGUCAAAGGUCAAGUUCAGGGCUCAUCAUGGUGAUGUCAAAGCUAGAGGUGAAAAUCAUGCCGAAUCCUUGCUGUUGAAUUUAUACCUUUUAAAACAGUAAACAAAGCAAGUGCCUGCAAACUUCGGUAAACUUGUGCGUGAAUAGGCGCGCAAAGUUGUAGAGUCCCUGUUUCUAGUUUUUAGACAUGGUCACCCUCAUAAAUUAGCCUUUUUAGAGCUUCUUCAAAGUGUGCUCUUUUCAAUCAAACAAAAAAAACGAGGAGCAGUUUUGCAAACUCAAUUACUACUCAACAAGAAGGAUCUCAGCAUCGCAUAAAACUGCUAGUGGCAGAAAAUGCUUCAAAAUCCAGGGAUAUUUUGCCCAAUAUCUUCAAAUAUGAUCCAGGUAUGACAAAAUCUAUUCCGGAUAUUGUCCAACCUACAUUAGUAUCAAAUGAGAGAAAUUCUCUUCAGUGUUUGUCCUGAUUCAAAGAUUAUCACUAAUUAUCUGUGUGUAUAUGAUCUGAGCCAGGUUCUUGCAAGAAUUGAUUCUUGGAGUUUUGAUGCAGUGUUUUUCCACAUUUGUGUUUAUGCACCGUUUAAAAGCAAUGCGUGAUAUGACAUUUGACCUUUGAGCCCUGGAAGUUUGGACAGGUGCAGAGUGGACUCAAACUUGUCUCUAUUUGUGUUUGUAAAAACCUAAUCACAUAUUCCACAUCUCUUCAAUCAGAAUACUUGACCAGAAUUGCAGGGGGGUCUCCCUUAAACUUUGGCCACAAUUCUACCGUCAUAGACAUUUUGGACUUAGGAUCCUUACCUUGCAUAUGGCAUGUAUAUGGAGCUUUUUAGACUACUUUUGUCCGCAAUAAUCCUUUAAUGUUCUUUCUGUUUUCAGCUGAGAAGGUGAACAUGCGUAAUGUCGCCAACCUGACUCAGGUUUUGGACAACUGGAGGUUUGACAUCCUGAACCAGAUGAGAGGACUCCUGCAGAACGACCACCAGUCUCUGCUGCCUGACUACGCCAGGUAUGGAGGAAGAGAUUGAGCAAGAAAGACCCAAAACCUGUGAUAUGAAAACAGCAGCUGGUCAAAUACUCUCAACAGAUCCAUUAAGGAGCCUGUCUUGAGUGUUUAAUCCUGUAAUUUAAUCUUUAUAAGCAGAUGUGCUUUUCUCAGUAGUCACUGAGUUGUACAGUAGUUUGGUUUCCUCUUCAUCCUCAGUCUGUGAAGAACCAGCCAAAUUUGACCCUGUCUGCCAAGCUGCAGCUCACGGUCAUAAUUUUGGUUUCGUGUUGUUUCUCUCACAGUUCCAGCUGCUGAGGGUUCACAAAAGCCUUCAGCCUGACUCAUGAGGUUUCCAACAAGAGCUAAUACAAACGCUAACAGUUAUUAAUGUAAGAAGAGUUGCAGCUAGUGUUGAAGGACGUUUUGAAUCCAAAGCAAACAAAUCAUUUACACAAGAGCUGCAGUGUUUUCAGUGUAUUCAUCUGAUCAGAAAUCUGAUCAGGGACACCAGACAAACCAAGGCCUUUCUGGUCCUCUGCAGAUCCUGGGAGGGUUUCUGAUUAACUGUUUUAUAUACAGGGGCAAGUUGUGAAAAAUAUAUUCCUACAGCUGUUCUGUGUUCGAAUCCUGUGCAGGCAGCUGUGCAGCAUCCUCCAAGUUCAAAUGUGACCUCAAGAGGCCUCACCGAUGCUGUCAGGAGAGAAAACAGAUAAAACUGGAGAGCAGAAGUGACUCUACAGUUUUUCCCACUCUCUUCAGUCUUCAAAAGAUUUAUCUUUAUUUUGAUUAAUUUAUCAUAAGAGACAUUGAUGCACAUUAAUAAACAUGGGUAUGUAAAUGUGCCAGAUUGUAGCCAAAGGCAAAUUUCCAUCUGUAUUCCCUGGUAGGUUUGUGGUUAACAUUUAAAUGUACGUAAAGAAUGCACCUGAAAUAAAAUUAAGAAUACAUAAAACCAGGUAGCAUGAACUUUACAUUACUUUAGAAAGACCUACAGCACUUAUAAGAGUGCAGAAGGUGAGUACAACUAUGCUCCAAACAAAUAGGAAAUAGGGUUAAAGUUAUGUUGUGUUCACGCCAAACACAAAAAAAUUCUGUACAGAAUUUACUUUAUUCACCUUUUUCCUGGGGUUGAAAAAUCUGACCUUGGGCAGAUCACUUUAGUUGCGUUCACCAUUGUAAAGAUGAUGGUGUAAAUUGAAGUGCUAGUCUGAUUGCACAAUUUUAUGACACAAUCUAUGGUUUACAUAAUGUAGAAAUAUUUACAAGUCUGGUGCAUCAAAACAUUAAAACUUUAAAAUACAGGCAUCUCAAGAAAUUCCAUCUGAGAACAUCUUGCACUUAUAAGUUUGCAGAUCUGAAGGUUAAUUCACUACCAUAAGAACACAGAAAGAGGGAAAAGGGAGCAAAUGUGAAAAGUGAGAAGAAGAAUAAACUCUGAAUCUAGAUGUAUGAGGUCAUAUAAAAAGAAAAUAAGACAGAGUAUAUUCCUUAAGCCCUGCUGCUCCAGGACUGAUUUUGUUAUAAUGACGUCUUCUCCUCUAACCUGCGGUGAGGAGCAGGAAACCCCAGAAUUCCUUGUGGAAAACUCCAUCACGUGUCCUUUCUAUUUUGACUCCUAAAUUGUAGUUUCAGAGGCAGUUUCUUUUGACGACUUUGGUCUCUGAGAGUACUCAACAAAGCUGGACUUUAUUUCCAGUUGAAGGAAAAUCCAAAUUCCUGUGGGGACUCUCGCCACCCAGACAGUUUUAUUUCUCUUAUGUGGAGGACUCUGCCUGUUUAAAACACCAAGGACGACUAAACCAAACUCUCAUUACAGUCAGCUGACCACUCUCAUUUUAAACAAACAGGAGGAUCACAAUAAACUCUUCCUGAGAACAGACAACCACAGUCUCUACCUCACAUUUAUUCAGCAUCCCUUCCACAACCAUGUGACUUUAAAGCAUCACAAAAACCUCUGAGUUAAGAUUGAAAUAAAAUAACCUGAAACAGCCACAUUUGAAGGCAACCUUCUUGAGUUUUUGUGGGUCAAAGAUUUAAUAGACUUUGAUUCUUUCAUUUGAGUUAACAACACAAGAAUAACUGAUCACAAAUAUUUUUGCUUUAUCUAUGACAUUAGACUAUAUAACUUAUUUUGUUAGAUCUCAAACACUUUUCUAAACCAAGCUCAUCGCGAAGUGACACAUGCUUAUAAUCUGUUUCAAACUCUCUACCUCUAUUGUUGGUUUUAAGGUCCAUCUAUUCUCUGUUACUAAACAUCGGUAAUGUUGUGAAGAGUCAGGGAAAGUCCAAUAAGAGAGCAAUUUUCGGUAUGCGUGUUUGUGACUGCUAAUUUUAAUUUUCCUCCUCUCCCCUUGAUCCCCUCUCUGGUCAGCAGCAUAAAGAGCUUUAGGAUUCUGCUAAGGACUUAGGACCAGGGAGAAUUCAUUAAGAACUUCUGGAUCUAGGUUUUGUCUCUUUUCUUACCCCCAGGUGCAAUAGUUGUAAUUGAAGGCCGGCCUUAGUCAUGGGGAUACAUUUUAACAAGAGGCACUAUCUACUGAUGUGAAUAAAUUUUGGCAUUGGAAGGCCAAGCAUAAAUUGACUGCUCUGUUUCUUUUCAGGAUCCAGCCACUCUCUGAGGCUUUAGACGAUCUCUACAAGGAGUUCAACGCCCUCAAAGCUCACCUUGGCGACCUGACCGAGAAGUUUGCUGCCAUAGAAACCUUCAUCGACGAGGUCAAGGCCAACAACGCCAACACUAGCCCCGCUAAUCCUGCUCCGGCUGCUGUCCCAAGACAGGCCGGAAGGAGGGUUGUGAGGAAGAAGGCCACUCCCGCCUCCUAAUCAGCCAAUGACCUAUUACAAUUAAGCUAAAAUUUGCCUUUUUCUAUCUCUGUCCUGAUUGUAUUUCAACGUAUAAGAUUGAAGCUAAUCCCUCUUUAGUUAGACUAAAGUUGUGUUAUUGUCUUGUUCUUUGUAACAACAUUUUUUAUGUAAAAAACUCAAAAUCUGAAAUAAAGGUACACACCAAAAUUAGGAAAACACAGUAAAAUAAUGAUCUGAAACACAUGACACAAGGAAGUAUCCAGGGAAAAGUACUGCAUGCUUGAAAUCUUUGCAUUAACAUACUAUUUACGAGUAAUUAUACUUGCAGGAAAAACAUGAAAACUUCUUUCUUUUAGCACAGUUAAGAUAAAACUGAAGUUGACUUCAGACAGUUAAGUUUAAGUUGUGAGUUUGUUACACUCUAUGCUGAUAAUGGACUGAAAUUAUAUUCUGUUUUCCGAGUUACAAUGACUUAAGUGGUUAAAUCCAGAAUACCAAUCAGAUCUUGCAAAAGUUCAGAGAUGUAAUCUGACAGAAUUUCUUAUUCUUGUGUGUUCAAUCAUUCUGGCAAGCUGAGCUGGCUGAACUUAUUCUGUUGGUUUUUAUGCUUUUUGGUUUGGGUUUACUGCUGCAUUAUAUGAGUUCCUAAUAAACUCACUUAUUGCAUCAAUA
This is a messenger RNA of Xyrichtys novacula (pearly razorfish), 8549 nucleotides long. The record is from the annotation of a GenBank genome assembly. NCBI's taxonomy places the organism in Eukaryota, Metazoa, Chordata, Actinopteri, Labriformes, Labridae.